Messenger RNA from Colletotrichum orchidophilum, 552 nucleotides. RefSeq lists its product as uncharacterized. Lineage: Eukaryota; Fungi; Ascomycota; Sordariomycetes; Glomerellales; Glomerellaceae. The record is from RefSeq and is a predicted model, not a curated record. The coding region runs from base 1 to 552 and encodes 183 amino acids. The transcript has a single exon.
AUGGACUUGAUAUACAGCAACGCUGAGCUUACAAUUGUGGCCGCAGCGGGUGAAGACGAAACAUAUAGGCUUCCUGGAGUCAGCCUGACGACAUGUCUCGAGGAAUAUGUCCUCCAUCCUGACGACAUCGCAGUCAUAUAUACCGGGCCUCAUCCAGCCUGCUAUCUGGAGUUGGAAUCUAAAUGGUGGACAAGAGGAUUGACCUUCCAAGAAGGCUUGCUUUCUCGUCGGCGGAUCAUCUUCAGUGAGCAUCAAGCGUUCUUCGGGUGCCAGAAGGCAAGUUGGAUGGAGGUGCUGGGCAAGAUCGAGUACAUGCACGAUCGAUGUGGGGUUCAAUGGUCUCAUUGGAGGAACGGAUAUUUUGUUUUGAAUCACCUCAUGGGCCAACCAGGACACAAUUAUUCAAGUGGAGAAUCUCGGGAUCUCGAUAGGAAACGGGUAGCAGAUGAAGCAGUAGCGCGCCGAAUGCACCAUUUCUUCCGCCCUAUUCAACACUUUACGACUAGAAAUCUCACAUUCGAUGUCGAACCGUUGAAGGCUAUCAUACAGUAG